CAUUGCAUUUUUGUGUUUCUCAUCGCUUCGGUGUAGUAAUUUCUGCUGUUUCAUCCGGCAAGUGAUCGUGGUUUCCCGUUUCUAGUAGUGCUCCGAAUCAAGCUUAUUGCAUUCUUCAAAAAUGAGUUCGAUCGGAACCGGUUACGAUCUGUCCGCAUCACAGUUUUCCCCAGAUGGUCGCGUAUUCCAAAUCGAGUACGCCGGUAAGGCCGUCGAAAACAGUGGCACCGUUAUCGGACUGCGCGGUAAGGAUGGUAUUGUUUUGGCCGUGGAAAAGCUCAUUACCAGCAAACUGUACGAGCCCGAUUGCGGUACACGCAUAUUCACCAUCGACACUUCCAUCGGAAUGGCUAUAAGCGGAAUGAUCACCGAUGGUAGAGCAGUUGUGGACAUUGCCCGGCAAGAAGCCGCCAGUUAUCGGCAGCAGAACAAUCGUCCCAUUCCGUUGAAGCAGUUGAAUGAUCGCUUGUCCAGCUAUUUCCACGCGUACACACUGUACAGUGCGGUUCGUCCGUUUGGUGUGAGCGUGAUCCUUGCCUCUUGGUCGGAAGAGAAGGGUCCAGAGAUGUACAUGAUCGAUCCUUCCGGAGUGUCUUGCGGGUACUUUGGUUGCGCCGUUGGUAAAGCGAAGCAGACCGCGAAAACGGAAAUCGAAAAGCUGAAGCUUUCCGAGAUGAGCGUCAAGGAUCUGGUUCUUACGGCCGGAAAAAUUAUCUACCAAGUGCAUGAUGAACUGAAGGACAAAGACUUCAAGCUCGAGCUCAGUUGGGUUUGCCAGGACUCGAAGGGUGUUCACAAAACCGUCCCGGCCGAGGUGUACGCUGCCGCCAACCGUGCCGGCCAGGAGGCCGUCGAUGAGGACGAUAGUGAUAACGAAAUCUAAAUUAAGGUAGUGUUGCAUACGUCUAUGGUUCGGAUUCCGGUCCCCCAGAUUUGGUGGUAUAAACUGGUCUUUGUAAAGAAGUAAAAACACAUGGUGGGUUACAUUUUUUCUCCUUCUAUUUAGAUCUAUUGCUAAGUUUCCAUACAAAUACACACCGAUACCA
Anopheles coustani is the source of this 1046-nucleotide messenger RNA. It is a transcript of the gene Prosalpha7, whose product is annotated as proteasome subunit alpha type-3. The transcript has 5 exons. The record is from RefSeq and is a predicted model, not a curated record. Gene Ontology annotation, biological process: ubiquitin-dependent protein catabolic process. The coding region runs from base 122 to 883 and encodes 253 amino acids. Gene Ontology annotation, cellular component: proteasome core complex; nucleus; proteasome core complex, alpha-subunit complex. Lineage: Eukaryota; Metazoa; Arthropoda; Insecta; Diptera; Culicidae.